Molecule: messenger RNA, 987 nt
Organism: Aspergillus puulaauensis
Lineage: Eukaryota; Fungi; Ascomycota; Eurotiomycetes; Eurotiales; Aspergillaceae
Gene: ILV6
Product: acetolactate synthase regulatory subunit
Exons: 2
Coding region: 1-987 (328 amino acids)
Biological process (GO): branched-chain amino acid biosynthetic process
Cellular component (GO): mitochondrial nucleoid; acetolactate synthase complex
Molecular function (GO): acetolactate synthase regulator activity
Source: RefSeq, a predicted model, not a curated record
AUGGCUUUCCGGCACCCUCAGAUGCUGUCAAAGACGGCAUCAAUGCCUUUCCUUUCAGUGGCUAGCCGCACUUCUCGACUGGCGACCUCUCUGCCCCGAUCAACCUUCAGCACUUCCAGGGCCUCGUCCAGCUCAACGUCCGCAUUGGCCUACAAGGCUCUGCACCGUCGUUCCCCUCUCACCCUCCCUGUAGCGGAUAUCUCUCCGCAAUGGGACGCACCUACAGCUGUCUCGUCAAUUCUCUAUGAGACUCCCUCUCGACCAACCAACCCGCCCAAGCGUCAUAUUCUGAACUGUCUGGUACAGAACGAGCCCGGUGUGCUCUCCCGUGUCUCUGGAAUUCUGGCUGCUCGUGGCUUCAACAUUGACAGUCUUGUUGUCUGUAACACCGAGGUGGAGGACUUGUCUCGCAUGACUAUUGUGCUGCAGGGUCAGGAUGGUGUUGUCGAACAGGCUCGUCGCCAGCUAGAUGACCUCGUCCCCGUCUGGGCUGUCCUUGAUUACACGGAUUCUGCCCUCGUGCAGCGUGAACUACUCCUGGCCAAGGUCAGCGUCUUGGGUCCCGAGUUCUUCGAGGAGUUACUUCAGCAUCACCGCGAAAUUACCACCCCCGUCGACUCCAUGGAAGGACACAAGGAGAAGAGCAACGAUGGCAAGACCUCCCACGCCGAGGAAUAUCACCCCCGCAACCUUCCUAGCAGUCAGGCCCUCCGACACAAGCAUGAGCACCUGGAUGCGAUUACACGAUUGACUCACCAAUUCGGCGGCAAGGUGUUGGAUAUCAGCACUAACAACUGCAUUGUUGAACUUUCUGCUAAGCCCAACCGUAUUGACUCCUUCAUGAAGCUCAUUUCGCCCUUCGGUAUCCUCGAGUCCACUCGUACCGGUCUCAUGGCUCUGCCCCGGUCUCCUCUUUUCGAGGCCAACGACGAGAUGGAGAAGGAUGCCGCCGACGUUGUCGACGCCAGCACUCUUCCUCCUGGUUAA